Gamsiella multidivaricata is the source of this 844-nucleotide messenger RNA. RefSeq lists its product as uncharacterized. Bases 263 to 760 code for a protein of 165 amino acids. The record is from RefSeq and is a predicted model, not a curated record. Lineage: Eukaryota; Fungi; Mortierellomycota; Mortierellomycetes; Mortierellales; Mortierellaceae. The transcript is spliced from 2 exons.
UAAUGCUGAAUGUUCUUAUCGCAUUGAUUAAUGUCGCGUUCACCGCCGGCGACGAAACUUGGGUUCAAGCCUGGCUCCAGUACCGGCUUCAGAUCAUCCAGAGCGCAGAGAACUUAACAUAUCACAUACCAGGUGCACUUAGCGCUCAUUUCAAAAUCUAUCUUCUGCUUUAUUGCCAAUGCAUGCGCUAUCUUUCUCUUCGCAUCUAAUAAUUGUUCGCUUUUGGGGGUUUCUUCCUCUCUAAUCAAUAGGCUUCAGGCAGAUGUAUGACUGGUUUCCGAAUGAGAUAUACUGCUCGGCAACACUUCAGCAUGUCAAAAAAUACAAGGAAAAAUAUCAGCUCCAUUAUGAAGACGAAUCAGCGCUCGUCGAUAGUCAGGCAAAGAACCUCAGCGACAGCAACAACACUCCUUCGUCAGCCAAUGCCCAUAUCUAUUCAGCCUCUCAUUCUACGUCUGCGUCUAACCUUGCUUCUGGAUCUGCUACCAUAUUGGGUUCACUCACGGAUGUACCGGCAACGGAAGCAACAGCAUCAACAUUGACAGGAGUGUCAGCAACGGCGCCUCGAGGAGAACAAGAGUACCAGUAUCGCCAGGAAGAAGGUCUGCAAAUCGUGGAGAGGUUGAAGGAGAAGCUGAAGCAACAGAUGAAAGAUCAACUGAAAGAACAGCUCGAGGCACAGCAGCAGCUAUUUCAGAUACAGAUUGCUAUGCUCCAGGAUCAUUUCACUAACCUCAUGGUAGCUCAGAGUCAGCAUUAGGUUAUUGUGAUUUAUGAAACUAGGGGUAUGUCUGAUAGACUAGACUAUGGCCUGGUUGUAAAAACAUCAAGAAAUAAAACAGAU